AUGAGGAACAAAUUUGUAGACUAUACACGGCUCGCUUUACUCUUGCUACAGUCAUCAUUUGUUCUCAACAAUCCUAUUGCAUUCGAAUCGGUGCUAGUCUUGUAUUCCCAGAGAAACUUCCGUCGACUGGCAUUCGAAAAACUGACAGAUGUGGAUUUUGCGGGCACAGCGUACUACACUGUACGGAACUUGUCGCUUUACGAGUGUCAUGGCUGGUGCAGAGAAGAGCCCGACUGUCAGGCAGCCGUAUUCAGUUUCGUGCUGAAUCCUUUAACUCCGGUACAAGAAACGCGUUGUUUGCUACAAAAUGAUACUCAAGCCAACAAUCCUAUGGCUAUACCACAGCGUUCUGUCAAUACAUACUACAUGGUGAAACUUCAAAUCAGAUCAGAACACUUGUGUUUGCGGCCUUGGGCAUUUGAAAGAGUACCAGGCAAAGCGCUUCGGGGACUCGACAAUAGUAUAAUAUACACUUCUACGAAGGAGGCUUGCCUCGCUGCUUGUCUCAAUGAGAAAAAAUUCGUCUGUCGGUCCGCUGAGUACGAGUACGGGAGUAUGCGAUGUGCACUUAGCGACUCUGAUAGGCGCACAUCUCAACACUUUGCACCUCUCGUGGAUACGCCGGGAACCGAUUAUUUUGAGAAUCUGUGCCUGAAGGGAACGCAAGCGUGCAAUGGACAGAGGGUGUAUACUGCGCCGCGUGUGGGAGUUGCCGAGGACAAAGUAGCGCAGUACGCUGGCUUACAUUACUACACAGAUAAGGAGUUACAGGUGACAUCUGAAUCCGCAUGUAGACUCGCAUGUGAGAUCGAAUCGGAGUUUCUUUGCCGUUCAUUUCUGUACUUAGGCGCGCCGCAUUCAGCUACAUACAACUGUCGCUUAUAUCAUCUCGACCACCACACACUGCCUGACGGACCCUCGGCCUAUUUGAACGCUGAAAGACCCCUCAUUGAUGAUGGAGAACCUAUUGGGAGAUACUUUGAAAAUUUCUGCGAGAAGCCACCUGCCAAUCCGAGUGGCGAACUGCCUAUCUCUAUAGAUCACCAACAAGAUACUAACAUGCCUAGCAACUUAACGAGGAAUGACGCCAACUGUGACAAGACGGGAACUUGCUACGAUGUAUCAGUACACUGUAAGGAUACAAGGAUCGCAGUGCAAGUGCGCACAAAUAAGCCAUUCAAUGGGAGGAUCUAUGCAUUGGGCCGUUCGGAGACUUGCAACAUAGAUGUAGUUAAUAGCGAUCUCUUCAGAUUGGAUCUCACCAUGGCUGGACAGGACUGUAACACUCAAAGUGUCACUGGUGUAUAUUCCAAUACGGUCGUGCUUCAACACCACAGUGUGGUAAUGACGAAAGCAGACAAGAUCUACAAAGUCAAGUGCACAUACGACAUGAGUUCGAAGAACAUUACAUUUGGAAUGGUGCCCAUCAGAGAUCCAGAGAUGAUUUCUAUCACUGCCGCUCCCGAGGCGCCGCCGCCACGCAUCCGCAUCUUGGACGGCCGACAGCGCGAGGUCGAGACCGUGCGUAUUGGAGACCGUCUUACGUUCCGCAUCGAAAUACCAGAAGACACACCAUAUGGUAUCUUUGCGCGCAGUUGUGUUGCUAUGGCCAAAGAUUCGAAGAGUACAUUUCAAAUCAUCGACGACGAAGGGUGUCCAGUUGACCCCUCAAUAUUCCCAGCGUUUACUCCCGACGGUAACGCGCUACAAUCAGUGUACGAGGCCUUCAGAUUCACCGAGUCGUACGGUGUUAUAUUCCAGUGCAAUGUGAAAUACUGUCUCGGCCCUUGCGAACCUGCUAUGUGCGAAUGGGGCAGAGAAUCUGUUGAGUCGUGGGGAAGAAAGAGGCGUUCGUUACCUCACAAUGAAACCGAAGCUCACAAUCAAGAAGAAGACAUGAACAUCUCCCAAGAAAUCCUUGUCCUCGAUUUCGGUGAUGAGAGACAGAGUACUGACUUCUUGAGAUCUGAUAAACCUGGUGGUACCGCCAGUGAAACCAACUUUGGAGAGAAAACCGUGACCAUUGUCGAGCCUUGUCCGAGCAAGUCUUCCGUCCUGUUGCUUGGAGUUGCUUGUGCAUUGUUAGUUCUUCUGUAUAUUGCUACCAUCUUCUGCUAUUAUAUGCGCAAAUGGCUGGCGCCUCCAAAACAUAUGUCA
Messenger RNA from Brenthis ino (lesser marbled fritillary), 2157 nucleotides. Lineage: Eukaryota; Metazoa; Arthropoda; Insecta; Lepidoptera; Nymphalidae. The record is from the annotation of a GenBank genome assembly.